CACAUCAAAAGCUGCCGCAGUAUCCAGUGUCAUUCGUGCAAGACUUCUUUGACAGUCAAAAAUCAUGUAUUUUUUACAAUUUUUUAUACUGGCUACAAUCUGCCUGAACGUGUUGUCCACUGAGGAAUUCUGUUCCAUCGAGAGCGGCACAAGUUGUCGAGAGAACAGUAAAAAACCCAAGAUCUUAGAAGGUCCCCACGAAAAAUAUAAGGAUUACUUGAAGGCCAUCCAAGAUGCAGAGAGUAGUUACGAGGAGUGUGAAGCCAAGAACUGCGGCUGCUUCGAACAAAUUAUCAGCAAGGAUUUGCUACCAUUCAGGGAAAAAGGAAUCGAUGAGCUUCUGAUAGAAUUAUCAACAUCGAGGGGAAUAACAUACCAAAUGAUUGGAAAAAAAUUGUACAGAAGUAGAGAAUGUAUGUUCCCCUCGAGAUGCGCUGGAAUAGAGCACUUUCUCUUCAAAAUCAUGGGGAACCUCACUGAUACUGAAUUCGUCGUGAACACGAGAGAUUAUCCCCAGUCUAAUAAGUAUUUCGGAGCUUCACUGCCAAUAUUUUCUUUCAGUAAGACAUCUGAUUAUCACGACAUAAUGUAUCCUGCCUGGUCGUUCUGGGAAGGCGGUCCAGCGAUAGCCCUGUACCCUCGAGGUCUAGGGCGAUGGGAUCAGCAUCGAUCUUCACUGAAUAAAGCGAGCAAAUCGACUCCUUGGGAUCGAAAGGAGAAUAAAGCGUUUUUCAGAGGCUCCAGAACUAGUUCUGAAAGGGACAAUUUGGUGCUAUUGAGCAGAGAUAAUCCAGACUUGGUUGAUGCUCACUAUACGAAGAAUCAAGCCUGGAAAUCAGAUGAGGACACUCUGCACAGACCCCCAGCUCCAGAAGUAUCCCUGGAGGAUCACUGUAAAUACAAAUAUUUAUUCAACUAUCGAGGCGUCGCAGCUUCCUUCAGACACAAACAUUUAUUCUUAUGCAACUCUCUGGUAUUUCACGUUGGAGACGAGUGGUUGGAAUUUUAUUACGACGCCAUGAAACCCUGGAUUCACUACAUUCCAGUUCCCAAGGAUGCGAGUCAGCAGGAAUUAAAAAAAUUGAUCUCUUUCGCCAGAGACAACGACGAAAUAUCUAAAAAAAUAGCUCAACGAGGUAGAGACUUCGUCUGGAAGAAGUUACGAAUGUCAGACGUCACUUGUUACUGGAAGAGGCUCCUCCAGGAGUAUUCAAAACUGUUAAAACAUAAGCCAAGACUGAGGGAGGAGUUGAUAAAAUUAAAUAAAAAAUGAAGAGACUGA
Messenger RNA from Diachasma alloeum, 1282 nucleotides. Its product is annotated as O-glucosyltransferase rumi homolog. Gene Ontology annotation, molecular function: UDP-xylosyltransferase activity; UDP-glucosyltransferase activity. Lineage: Eukaryota; Metazoa; Arthropoda; Insecta; Hymenoptera; Braconidae. The record is from RefSeq and is a predicted model, not a curated record. Gene Ontology annotation, biological process: positive regulation of Notch signaling pathway; protein O-linked glycosylation. Bases 65 to 1273 code for a protein of 402 amino acids. The transcript is spliced from 6 exons. Gene Ontology annotation, cellular component: endomembrane system.